Molecule: messenger RNA, 2043 nt
Organism: Fonsecaea multimorphosa CBS 102226
Lineage: Eukaryota; Fungi; Ascomycota; Eurotiomycetes; Chaetothyriales; Herpotrichiellaceae
Exons: 3
Coding region: 1-2043 (680 amino acids)
Molecular function (GO): protein binding
Source: RefSeq, a predicted model, not a curated record
AUGUCUGGGGUCAGCGGCACAUAUCGAGGCACGCCCAACCGGCGUGGUCAACUCCCAUUUGCAGACUCUCCUUCCGCAAUCCCUCGUCCCAAGCUGGAGUCCGCCAGUAAUCCCACGCCCUCCGAGAUGUCGGGCACCUCUACCGUGUCUGCAAGUCGACAGAAGCAGAGUAAGAGAGACGAGGCAAUCCGACGCAAGAUGGAAGCAGACCUUAGCAAAAAGAAGCACGCCCCCGCCCGCGCGCGACAUACCCGCAAGGCACCCCCUGGGACCGUCCUGGCCCUCAAACCCAGUCAGGCUUUACAGAUCAAGCCUUCCACCACCGUGGCCGAGGCUGCGCAGCUGAUGGCUGCCAAGAGAGAAGACUGCGUCUUGGUCACAGAUGACGACGAUAGAAUCGCUGGGAUUUUCACAGCAAAGGAUCUGGCCUUCCGUGUCGUGGGAGCCGGCAUCAAGGCCAGCCAAGUCACCAUUGAACAGAUCAUGACCAAGAACCCGCUGUGUGCGAGAACCGACACGAGUGCCACCGAUGCCUUGGACCUGAUGGUCCGAAAAGGAUUCAGGCAUCUUCCUGUCAUGGACGAGAAUCAAGACAUCUCCGGUAUUCUCGAUAUCACAAAAUGCUUUUACGAGGCCAUGGAAAAGUUGGAACGUGCAUACAGUUCUUCGCGCAAGCUCUACGAUGCCCUCGAAGGUGUACAAUCUGAGCUUGGCUCCAGCCAGCCCCAACAGAUUAUCCAGUAUGUCGAGGCCUUGAGACAAAAGAUGUCGGGGCCUACAUUGGAGUCCGUGCUGAAUGGACUCCCUCCCACCACUGUCUCGGUCAGGACGUCGGUCAAAGAGGCGGCUCAGCUCAUGAAGGAAAAUCACACCACGGCUGUGCUGGUGCAAGACCAAGGAUCCAUCACUGGCAUUUUCACGAGCAAGGACGUCGUAUUACGUGUCAUCGCGCCUGGCCUUGAUCCGUCCAACUGCAGUGUGGUGAGGGUGAUGACCCCUCACCCGGAUUUUGCUCCGACAGAUAUGAGCAUUCAGGCUGCUCUGCGCAAGAUGCAUGACACAGAUGGACAUUAUCUCAAUCUCCCGGUCAUGAACGGCGAGGGUGAAAUAGUCGGCAUGGUCGAUGUCCUCAAAUUAACAUACGCUACCCUCGAACAGAUCAACACCAUGAAUGCCGGAGAAGGAGAAGGGCCAGCGUGGAAUAAGUUCUGGCUAUCAAUGGACAACGACACCGAAUCAAUCAUGUCCGGCGAAGGCAGUCAUCGCCCAACGACACCUGGCCAUCGGUCAAUGAUGGAGUCAGAGCCUGGACGUCCUGGUUUUGAGAGGGGAGACAGCGUUAUGCCGCACGACUCCGCCUCGCACCGAGGGGACGACGCCCACUCCGAAGUCCUCCCAUCUGUUGAAUCGCCCGAAGAGACACCUUUCCCAUUCAAGUUCAAAGCGCCCAGCGGACGAGUCCACAGGAUACAAGUCCUCCCGAGCAGCGGUCUACUCGAGCUGGUCAACCAAGUCACUGCCAAAUUAGGCGGUGAAGUGGAAUCAGUAGGCGGCGAAGCCACUGUCGAGGAAGGUAAAUUGGGCAAAGCAGGUUACGCGUUGAGUUAUAUGGACAAUGAGGGCGAUACCGUCUCUAUCACGACGGAUCAAGAUCUCCUCGACGCCAUACUACUAGCGAGGCAAGGGAAAAGGGACAAAGUCGACUUAUUCGUACAUGACCCUGCUCAACCCCCAAUUUCCACGACUAUCGACCCAAGACCUCAGCUUUCAAAACCGCCAACUCCUCCAGAGUCCACACUCAAGGAGGUUGCGCUAGACGCCGCGGAGGAGGGCGACGAAGAAGAGGAAGAAGAAGAAGAGGCUGUCCCCAUAGCAAAGACGAUACGGUCGAAACGAGCGCCGCCUGCGAUGCAACAGCGGAAGGAAGAACAGCCUCAGAUUAUCGCAGGCGUACCGAAUGACCUGCUUCUUCCCGGCGCCAUUGUCACCCUUGCGGUUGUUAUUGUUGGCGUUUUUGCUAUUAGUCGCGCGACGGCGAAGUAA